Molecule: messenger RNA, 3114 nt
Organism: Mesorhabditis spiculigera
Lineage: Eukaryota; Metazoa; Nematoda; Chromadorea; Rhabditida; Rhabditidae
Source: the annotation of a GenBank genome assembly
AUGGCCACAAUUGGUUACGGUAACAUCGUUCCGGUGACACCUACCGGCAGGAUUGGUUGCGUCAUCUUUGCAUUGAUAGGAGCUCCCUUGGCUAUUAUUACUAUCGGUGACUUGGGAAAGUUCUUAUCAGAAUGCACCAUCUGGCUGUACAAGCGGAUGAAGCGCGGCUGGGCGUGGAUGCGCCAGGCCCUCCGGCGGGUUCGCGCCAAUGGCAAAGAAGAGUUGGAGCCGUUUCUACCGCGGCUACGGCGUCGCGGCUGCGAGCCAGAUAUUGUCGACGAGGCCGACGAGGUGUCGCAGGCCUCCUCGAAAAGCACGCUCAAUUGGGACACGUUUGUUAUCGACAAGACGGAGGUGCCGGUGCUCCUCGUCUUUGCCAUUCUUCUUCUGUAUAUCGCGUUCGGCGGGUUGCUGUUUAUGUUCCUCGAAGACUGGUCGUACAUGGACGCCUUUUAUUACUCCUUUAUUUCACUCACGACAAUCGGGUUCGGCGACAUCGUGCCGGAAAAUCAUGACUAUAUCGUAGUGAUGCUACUGUACCUCGGCGUCGGGCUGGCCGUGACGACAAUGUGCAUCGACCUUGUCGGCAUCCAGUACAUCCAGAAGAUCCACUACUUCGGCCGCAAGUUCAAGGGCACCGACCUGCUGCAAUUGCUCAAGAGGAAGAGGGCCAUCGAGCGCCACCUCAUGCGCAGCGGUGCUACGAACGAACAGGUGAUGGAGGUGAUGAAGCAUGUUUUGGAUCACAUCCACGAGUCCGAACCACCGCCAAUAUUACUGACGGAUCGCUGGGUGGAGGACGAGCUGAUGAGGAAGAGCCCGCCUAGGACCGAUUUUCCUACUGUAGAACGGGUACCCUCACCGACGAUUAUGUCAAUACGAAGGAUGUGGCAACGACUGAGGUCCCGCGGCGAAUCCUGGGACGAGAGUGGCCCUUCGGUCUCUGAUCACUGCUCCCUCUCCACCGAGCCAUCUGUGCACCUACGCGUGAACUACUGGGACGAGUAUAGGUCACCACAGCCAUCGCUUCUCGACUUCCAGUUCGACUUCCCGGCGCCUAGUCCGGAUUAUGAACAGAUCGUCGGACCUCCCGUGUGUGCCCUCCCUUAUGUCGCAUUUCGCGUGCUGCAGUGUGAGCUGUUGGAACGAUGGGAGAGUGAGCAGCAGCUGAUCGGCUUCCAGUCGCCGAGGAAGCCCAUGUUCCACGUCGACGAGGAGGAGAUCCCCGCCAGUCCGUCCUAUCCGCUUACCCCGCCAAAAGCGGUAUCCCCUCCUGCCGUGUCAAGGGAUCCUGACAUUCCCCGGCUUCCGCUUCACCUCGUCAGCCCUCCCCUCUCCGCCAACCGUACGCUAUUCCCGAUCCCGGAAUCGAGGCGCAGCUCCAUCGCCCCGACCCCGUCACCCGAGCCGGUGCUCAAGAAAAAGAAACGAGCCCGGCAGCUGAAGAAGCUGGACCCGCUGACGACGAUGGGGUGGCUGAACAUCUCGCCGAGGAAUCGACAAUUGCUUGAGGCUGUUAAGAGUGAUUUGCCGACGCUGUUUGACGCUGUCCGUCGCGAAUCGUCCGCUUCUGCCGCCUCCUCUGUCGUGCUUGUCAGCCCGCAGAAUCCGAUCGGGCUGGCCUGUAUGGAAGAAUGGGAUUCGUACAUUCGAAUGUUGGACGAGUGCCAGCGCCCAUUCACCCGGCGAAUUUUUGAAAAAGCCGCAAAACGCGAGCUCCAUCCCGAGCCGUCGGAACGAACGGAAGAAUGGAGACAACCGGAAACGAUAGCCGAGAUGGUGAACGAAGUAGUGGCCCAAAAUAUGGCCCGGGAGGCAGGAGUGUCGCGCACGAUGCAACGGGUACAGCCCCGCCCACCUCCGAGGUUGAGGGUCACGAUGGAGUGCGAGGUGGCCGAAAAGGCGCUCCCCGUCCCGUCGACCUCGAUUGACGAGCCCGUAAAUCCAUUCCACGCUGACCCUCUUGUCAACGAGGUGCAAACGAUGAGCCCCGAACGGCUUGUCGACGUCUGGGAAGAAGAGGAAGACAUCGACCUCGACGAUCCCACCCAAAAUUACGACGAUGAAUUGUCGACGCCCGAAGAUCCGAGCCCCAGGUCGGUGGAGGAGCCCCCUUCCACCACUGGAAAAACCAGCCCUGAAGCGCAGAAAUUGAACACACCACCUCCGGUUGAACCGACGCCGAGUUUGAUGACUGUUCCGGAAGAAGAAGAAGGCAUGGAGGAUGAACCGGAAGCGGAGCAGGAAGAGGAGCACGAGCCGAUUGCGCUGAGCCCGAGCCGGCCGGAGUCGUCUUCAUCUUCUGAAGGCCCGCCACCAUUUGAGAUCGAUCUCGGGGCAUUCGAGUUGGUGGAUUCUGGGUUGACGGCUGAGACGAUAUUGUCGAAUGAGGAUCCGGUGAUAUUUCAUAAGGAACUCCCCGUCCACUCGGUCCACCACGAUACCGUACAAACUGAGGCCGCCCUCGAGAACCUAAUGGCGGCGCCGGAGCGGAUGCUCAGUGGUAUGGUUCCGCCGGCGAUGGUUGACGACAACUACUGUUUUGUAGUGGAUGGGGAUAAAAUCCGCAUGGGUGACAUCAUGGGAGAUGACCAAUGGUGGCGCCACACCUCUCGUCCCACCAAAUACUUCUAUUCCGACGACCUCAAGAAGUUCCACCGUGUCAACUGCAUCACCGCUAAGGGCAAGGUGAUAUCGGCUGUUUUGGCCUCGGGUAGCAUGUCGCUCGAUCGGGCUAUGCAAAGCCCGUCAAUGUCAUCAACGCCGAGGAGUUCAGUCAGCGGGGCCAGCUCCAGGACUACUGGCCAUAGCCGGGCCGAUCAGGUGCCACUCGAGCAUGUCUACAAGGUGAUACGAUUCUAUUCUUUCUGGAAGACGUGCACAUCAUUUCAUCGGAUUGUGACGAUGAUUGAUAAGGUGAUCGGCGGCGAGGGCUCACCGCAUCCGGAAUUCAAAAAGCGCCUUUUCGUGCAGUACCUAUGGCGAAACGCAAAGCCAGUGGACAAGGCACGCGUGCAACGCGAGUUCGACCCCCGCCGGCAACGGCUUCUCCGUUUCGUCACCGAUCCACAGGCCAAAAAAGCGAUGCCCGGCGGAUCGGCCGCCCCUCCAUUA